Molecule: messenger RNA, 327 nt
Organism: Loa loa (African eye worm)
Lineage: Eukaryota; Metazoa; Nematoda; Chromadorea; Rhabditida; Onchocercidae
Exons: 2
Coding region: 73-327 (84 amino acids)
Source: RefSeq, a predicted model, not a curated record
UUUCAGGGAUUAUUGAAUAACGAGCAAGCUAACAAAUCUUCAGUUUAAAACGUGCAAACGUGAUCCUUUCGAAUGGAUCCUAAUUCGAAGUUUCAUCCGGAGUCGUCCACAGCAUCGACAUCUCCUAUGAAAGAAAUGGAGUUGGGUUUCGAACCUGUUGUCAGUGGCCUACCAGCUGAAUCGGCGGUACUCAUUACAGCCAAACAACUGACAACACAAACAGUUGGCGGUGAAGACACGUAUGACGUAAUUGCUAGUCCUUCAGGCUCCUCUGACGGAAGCAGUGAAUUCGUGAAGGUAGAACACAGCGAUGUGCAGCAGAGGUAA